ACCGCUUGUUGUACGCUGCGAGGCGCCUUCAGUCAAUUUUUGUCAGCGUUUGAAAAGAUACGCUAUAGCAUUAGAUAACAUGUGGCUCAGACUCGUCAUUCUCGCCGGCUGCAUAUUCUCAGUGGUCUUCGCUGGCCACCACAGAAAUCAUGGAGGCCAUUCAUCAACAGCUCGCCAUCAGGAUGACUAUGGGAACUAUGAGUUCAAGUACGCCAUCAACGACGGCUAUGGAAACGUGAAUGGACGUCAGGAGAAGGGUUCACACGGUCACAUUGUCGGAUCGUAUUAUCUGGGUGAAAUUGACGGACGCCAUCGCAGCGUUCAGUAUCAGGCUGAUAAACUCGGCUUCAGAGCCACCAUCAAGACGAAUGAGCCUGGCACGAAGACUAGCGAGCCCGCAUUUGCCCCAUAUAUUAAUACUGAUUUCGCAAAGUCAAUACCUUCGGGAGCAAUCCACGCAGCUCAUGGACACCAUGGAUAUGGACAUUACUAAAAGAUUUUUUUUGCUAGAUGUCAGACGAUUUGAAAUUUCAAGCAUCCCUAACUUUUGUUCUAAACUAUGGUUCCAUGUUUCUGCUUGCUACGCUAGAAUCUAGUCUUUCGUUAAGCUUCACUACUAUCUAUGAUCUCCAUUGCGUUGUAUGAAGCAAGGUGAUACUUACAUUUAUCCGACUGUAUAUAUUUUUGUAAAUAAAUUCUAUAAUUUCGUGCUUUAUAUCUUGAGUUUAGUUUUUCUUAAAUGCGGAAGAAUAUAUUUCGCCUUAAUUCCACAAUAAUUGAACGAAACGUUAAUUACUAGGAA
Molecule: messenger RNA, 802 nt
Organism: Varroa destructor (honeybee mite)
Lineage: Eukaryota; Metazoa; Arthropoda; Arachnida; Mesostigmata; Varroidae
Product: adult-specific rigid cuticular protein 15.7-like
Cellular component (GO): chitin-based extracellular matrix
Molecular function (GO): structural constituent of chitin-based larval cuticle
Source: RefSeq, a predicted model, not a curated record